GCUCGGACCGGGGUGCUUUCGCGCUGCUCCAUACAGCUGUUGAUUGCGUGCGGCGAAGGAACUUCCAUGCUUUAACAACUUAUAGCGCCUUUAUCUCACCACAGAAGCAACUACAAUGCCACUGCAAACUACGGUAUGGCGACAGCUGGGCCGGCCUGUCAGUGACCUGAUCGGAAGAAGAGGCGCCAGCAGCAGCCGCGACAAACCGAAAAGAGUCGUCGUCACGGGUCUGGGCAUGGUCACUCCCCUGGGAGCCGACGCCAAGACAUCGUGGAGCCGGCUUACGCAGUCCCACAGCGGCAUAGUUCGACUGGGAAAAGAGUACGAUGGCAUUCCUUCCAGGAUUGCGGGCCGCGUUCCGACCAAUGCCUCUCAGAGCCCGUCUCCGUUUGACGUUCAUAAGUUCGUCUCCAAGUCGGAUCUUCGGAGUACCUCGCUGGCAACUGCGUUCGCCCUCUCCGCAACUAAAGAAGCUCUAGACGAUGCCCAGUGGCACCCCGAUUCGGAAGGUGACUGCAGGGCAACGGGGGUAGCGAUCGGCAACUGCAUGUGCGACCUGGAAUACGUUGUCGACUGCGGAAUAGCAUUUAGAGAGAAAGGCUACAGUAAAAUUAGCCCGUUUUUCAUUCCGAGGAUCCUCACGAACAUGCAGUCCGGGAUAGUCAGCAUUCAGCACAAGUUGAAAGGGCCCAAUCACUCGGUUGCGACGGCGUGCACUACAGGUGUACACGCGAUUGGCGACGCGUUUAGCUUUAUACAACGUGGCUACGCGGAUGUCAUGGUCUGCGGCGGCGCGGAGGCUAGCGUAAAUCCCAUUGGCGUUGCAGCCUUUGCGCGGAUGCGAGCUCUAAGCACAGCCGAGGACCCUGCUAAAGCGUCCAGGCCUUUCGACAAGAACAGGGACGGCUUCGUAGUAGCCGAAGGGUCUAGCAUUCUCGUUUUGGAAAGUCUGGAACACGCGAUUGCUCGUGGAGCGAACAUCCACGCCGUUCUAGGUUACGGACUCUCUGGAGAUGUUCACAUCACGGCAGCCUCCACUGACGGCGAGGGUGCACUCGCCUGCAUGGAGUCUGCGCUGCAGAACGCCUGCGUUGGCGUCCAAGAUGUUGGUUACGUGAACGCUCAUGCCACGUCGACGCCGGUCGGGGAUGCCGCUGAAGCUGCAGCGAUUCGACGAAUAUUAGGCGACUAUUGUAGCAAAGUUGCUGUGUCGGCGACCAAAGGAUCGACGGGGCACCUCUUGGGAGCUGCUGGUGCCACGGAAAGCGCUUUCACGGUACUCGCUGUUCGCGAUGUCAUUCCACCGACGCUAAACCUCGACUGUCCGGAUGUGGGCGCCGAUCUCAACUUCGUGGCCCAUCAGUCAAGGCCGUGGACUACUGAGAACGCGGCUAGAAGAGUUGCAAUCAAGAACUCGUUUGGGUUCGGGGGCACGAAUGGUUCGCUUGUUAUAGCAGAGUACAGAAAAUAGAACUCGUUUUUUUUCCUUA
Messenger RNA from Rhipicephalus microplus (southern cattle tick), 1490 nucleotides. RefSeq names its product 3-oxoacyl-[acyl-carrier-protein] synthase, mitochondrial. The record is from RefSeq and is a predicted model, not a curated record. Gene Ontology annotation, biological process: fatty acid biosynthetic process. Gene Ontology annotation, cellular component: mitochondrion. Gene Ontology annotation, molecular function: 3-oxoacyl-[acyl-carrier-protein] synthase activity. NCBI's taxonomy places the organism in Eukaryota, Metazoa, Arthropoda, Arachnida, Ixodida, Ixodidae.